This is a messenger RNA of Zonotrichia leucophrys gambelii, 534 nucleotides long. Its product is annotated as keratin-associated protein 5-4-like. The coding region runs from base 1 to 534 and encodes 177 amino acids. The transcript has a single exon. The record is from RefSeq and is a predicted model, not a curated record. Lineage: Eukaryota; Metazoa; Chordata; Aves; Passeriformes; Passerellidae.
AUGUCCUACUACUACGAGCAGUGCAAGCAGCCCUGCCUGCCCCCUGCCUGCCUGCAGAAGUGCGCCAAGUGCCCGCAGCCCUGCGCCACCCAGUGCGUCGAGGUCUGCCAGGCGCCCUGCGCCACCACCUGUGUCACCCAGUGCGUGGAGCCCUGUGCCACCCAGUGUGCCACCAGCUGUGCCCCACAGUGCGUGGACGUCUGCGCCAAGCCCUGCUCCAGCCAGUGCGUGGAGGUCUGUGCCCCUCAGUGCGUGGACGUCUGUGCCACCCAGUGUGCCACCAGCUGUGCCCCGCAGUGCGUGGACGUCUGUGCCACCCAGUGUGCCACCAGCUGUGCCCCUCAGUGUGUGGAUGUUUGUGCCACCCAGUGUGCCACCAGCUGUGCCCCGCAGUGCGUGGACGUCUGUCCCGCCCAGUGCCCCGAGCCCUGUGCCACCAAGUGCGUGGAGCAGUGCCAGACCGAGGUUUGCAGCACCAAGUGCGUGGAGUCGUGCGAGGCCGUGUGCCUGGAGCCCUGCUCCCGCCCCUGCUGA